Suillus discolor is the source of this 515-nucleotide messenger RNA. RefSeq lists its product as uncharacterized. The transcript is spliced from 5 exons. The coding region runs from base 45 to 455 and encodes 136 amino acids. Gene Ontology annotation, biological process: rRNA processing. Gene Ontology annotation, molecular function: DNA binding; peptidyl-prolyl cis-trans isomerase activity. The record is from RefSeq and is a predicted model, not a curated record. Lineage: Eukaryota; Fungi; Basidiomycota; Agaricomycetes; Boletales; Suillaceae.
CACGUCAUUCAGUCACUGCUGCCACUGCCUUCACCUUCCACGCCAUGGGCAAGAAACAAUCAGGGUCGGCUGAGAAAAAGCCUACGGAAAAGAAAGGUGGAAACAGCAAGAACACCGACAAAGGUGAUCAAUCCGAGGGAAAAGGAAAGGGUGGUUUGAAGGCCGCAACUGCUAUCAACGUCCGCCAUAUUCUAUGCGAGAAACACUCCAAGGCAACUGAGGCAUUGCAGAAGAUCCAGGAGGGGCAGCGCUUCGACAAGGUAGCGCAGGAAUACUCAGAGGACAAAGCUAAAGCUGGUGGCAGUCUUGGCUGGAUGGUGCGAGGGUCUAUGGUUGGUGCAUUCCAAGAUGCUGCAUUCGCCCUUACCCCGUCCACUGUCGACAAACCCGUUUUGUCGCCUUUAGUCAAGACGAAUUUCGGAUACCACGUUAUCAUGGUAGAGGGUCGUAGAUGACUCGACGCCCUCUGUAUCUUCCAUAUACUACUAUGCACUCGUUUGGCUUGAGUCUACAAU